UAUCACAUUCAUUUAAACCCGAGAACUACUUGAGAAGAAGCAUUUACACCGGAGCUAAGAGAAUAUGGAUGUCUAGUAUUGUGCAAUAUAUAUUGAAAUGAAUGCCACUUCUUGGUCAGCAAUUGUGGUUACCUGCCAGUCGAUAAAUCACUCUCAUGCCGUCCAAAGUGAGCUUGAUCUUUAUCUGGCCAAAGGAAGAAUACCAAAAGAUGUUUUAGUUCUUGCAAUUGAUGACCCCAAACCACGAAUUGGUAGCGGCAGUGCCACGCUGAAUGCAUUGCUUGUUGUUACAGAGCAUUUAAGUGCCAGAGCUGGUUACACAGUUGUAGAAGCACAAGUCUUAAAAAAUGCAAGAAUUCUUAUACUACACAUGGGCAGGUAUUUCCCUUUUUCAUCAGUUGGACGAGCAUUCACAGCGCUACCUUGCAUGCGUUUUGAUCCAAGUUACUCUGCUGUACCAGAGGAUUUUGCCUCAAACUUUGAGAGCCUUUUAGUCACCUUAAGCUCAAUUCUUGCGGUCGACUCCCCGCCUGGUGUUUGGGUCUGCAGUACCGACAUGAUGUUGGGCAUACCUCCAGAGAUUGUCAUUGACUGGUCGGAUGCGAAAGGUGUGCGUAUUUUUUCAAUACCAUCAGAAGUUGAUUAUGCACGUGACCACGGUGUGAUCCAAAUGGGAGAAAAUAAUGAUGUUGAAAAUAUAUUUUACUUGGCGUCAGAUGAAGAAAUGAAAAAAUGUAAACUCAGCACUGGCUGUGUACCAAUUGCGCCAGUCUUGGUGUACGUUAGUACGGAAACAGCUAUGAAGUUCUUGCUUAUCAUAAAUAUUUCACCGUUGGACAGCUGUACCUAUCUUGGCUUGGACCAGGGCGGACAGCCAUGUCAGCUUGCAUUCGUAUGGGAUAUUUUACUACUCAUGGCAAAGAAUGUGAGCGAAUCAGAUUUCGUCAGCGGCGAUCGGAGCAUGUCGUAUGGUCGGAAGACUCUCGCGGAUGGCUCGAUUGCGGAAACGCGCCGGAACAUGAGCACUAAAGAUACGUCUCAAGAGUCCAGAUUCUUCAUGAAACAAGCAAGGAAAAUUUUAUGGCGGGAACUUCGCGGGACCCCACUUAAGACAGUAUUGCUUGAUGGAGCUUGUUUUGACUAUAUGUCGGCAUUCGGAGCUAACCACAGACGACAGAUUUUGGACUGUCCUUUACAGCAUGUUGAUAUGAACAACAACUUGCCGUUUCAAUACAACAGGACGGUCCAUAGCUACUUUGAGACAAAUUGCAAACCAGACGAGAACUGUGUUAUCAUAAACAGUUUAUUGGCGGACCAGGUUGAAAUAAAAAAAGAUUGCGUUUUAUCGCAUUGUCGUAUCGACGGGCCUAUAACUGUUCAUGAAGGAUGCAUUUUGGCAGCUAUUUCAUCCGAUGUGAUCACAGAGUCUUCAGUACAGUACGAAAUACCAGAAGAUACAGUUCUACAAACAUUCCAGCUCUCCAUGGCCAAAAUAAUCCCACAAAACUUGCAGAAAUCACAUGCCAUUCGCAUCAUGGUCGUGUUUGGUGUCCACGACUUCUUAAAAGUUCCCGUAUCGGAUUCUCGUAGCACUUACUGCAAUAAAUCCUGGAACGAAUUUUUCGCCAGAACCGGAAUCCGAGCUAAUGAGCUGUGGGGACCGGAUCUAUCUGAGCAUGAACAGUCGUUCUUUAACGCCAAGUUAUUUCCCUUAUUUUACCCUGGAACUAAUAUUGGUUUACGUGAUAUGUUGUGGCUGAGAGGAGCGCCAUGUGCCCAUUCGACUGAUGCUGUGAAGAAUUGGCGUUCAUCUUGGCGACUGUCUCUCAAAGAAAUUCUUGAUGCGAUCGACAUUUCAGCCGAAUUUGAAUGGCAACGGCGUUUGUAUUACGAAGUCGGGCGAAGGAGGAUGAAAGAGACGCUGGAGGGAGCCAAAAACAAUUGUCUUCUGCCAUUUUUCAAGAAUUCUGUCGUGGAAAACUAUGGUCUAGAACUUCUAAAGGAAUUAGACAAUGUUGCCUGCAAUUCUGGUUCAGCGGACUGUGUUGCGAGAACGCUCUCGUGUAUUGCUGACGUGCUAAGUGAAAUGGCCGGCGAUAAAUCGCGGAGUGGCCCUGCCGCAAACGAAAGUUGGAUGUAUGCGUACCGUUUACUGGAGAAAAGGGAUAUAAAUGCUGGUAUAACGGAACUGGCCAAUCAGAGGGACAAAUGGUUAGGAAGAUCUGACCUGCUCAUUCGUGCAGCCCGCCACUAUGAAGGAGCUAUGCAAAUAUUGAUACGACACGCUGUAAUGACAGCAAGACAGUUUGUCCAAUUUUCGCCAAAAUCCCAGCCGCCCAUUGGUCAGUGGUUCAUCGCUGAAACCCCAGCACGCAUCGACCUCUCAGGAGCCUGGAGCGACACCCCACCUGUGACGUAUGAACACGGGGGAGCGGUGACUAACAUCGCUAUUAAAAUCAGAGGAAAGAAACCUAUCGGUGCCAAAGUUAGAAAAAUCCACGAGUUACAACUACUGCUAGUGAUUGGCAAUGGUAAAGACGCAAUCAGGCUAACAGUUAACAAAAUAUCGGAUCUUCAAAAUUAUUCAAAACCUAAUGCUCCAGGUGCUCUACUUAAGGCGGCUGUGUGCUGUGCAAACAUCAUCGAUCUUACCUCGUCCAAGACUUUACAACAGCAACUUAAAGAAAAAUAUGGCGCUGGAUUUGAAGUCCAGUCUUGGUCAAACCUUCCACAAGGAUCGGGUCUUGGUGCAAGUAGUAUCCUCUCUGGUGCCUUGAUGGCUGCAUUGCUAAGCGCCGCUGGAAUCAACUAUGAUACGGACUCCCUAAUUCACGCGGUCUUACAUCUAGAGCAAAUGCUAACGACGGGGGGUGGGUGGCAGGAUCAGGUCGGGGGGUUGUUGCCCGGAAUCAAGCUCGGACAGUCUGAAGGAAAACUCCCGUUGAAAGUGGAGUCAGAAGUGUUGAAAAUCGAUGAUCAGAAAAUGAAACGUAUUGUGGAUCAUUCCUUGCUCGUUUUCACUGGAAAACCAAGGCUGGCGAAGAAUAUGCUGCAGGGUGUUAUCAGAAAUUGGUACACGCGCAAACCUGAAGUGAUAAAGACUGCUGACUGGAUUGAAAGCAAUGCCAGGGAUUGCGCUCAGGCUUGUGUCGAAGGUGACGUCAAGAAAAUUGGAAAAUGUCUAAGUAACUCUUGGGAACAGAAAAAAAUCAUCGCUCCCGGCUGUGAACCUCCCCAAGUAAAAGAGCUGAUCGACGUUUUGAAGCCUCAUAUACACGGAUUCUUGCUGACGGGUGCUGGGGGCGGUGGAUUUCUAUACGCCAUCACUAAGGAAGCGAAAUUUAGCGAAAAGGUUCCGGAACUUAUAAAAGGACUGGGGGGUCAAAGAAGUGAAGAACAUUACAAACUAGAGUUAGACGAGGAAGGAUUAACAGUUCGGACCGAAUAAUACAUCUGGAGUGAUUGAAACUUAUUAGGAAUUUGCGUGUAUUGAUUUUAGAAUUAUAUGUUUUUAUCCGUUAUCCACCCAUACAUACUUGGAUUGGGCCAAGAAGGGAUAUUUAUGAAUCAAAUUCAUCAUACACAAUAAGAGUCUAGUUAGGGAAACUAGAGAUUUACUGUAUUCAGGAAGAUAACAUUAGAUACAUACGUAUAGUGUAUCAUUAUCUAAAACCUUCUCAGUAAUUCCUAAAACUCAUAGAAAUGAUGAGAUACGUGUUCUUCUCAUUGUUCUUGACAACACGUGCGUCUUCAACCUUAGAGUUGCUUUCUACUGUCGCGUUUCUCAUACGCACAUAAACCUUAUACCAUAGGCGGCCCAAAAUUGCGCGAUAUUUUUUCGCGCGAGAAAUUUUUCAGGUAUUUGUCAAUAUAAUGUAGUAAUAAUUAUUAUACCUUAUUACAUCAUAUUGACAAAUUACCGAAAAAUUUCUCGCGCAAUUUUGGGCCGCCUAUAAGCGCUUAUACAUGUCAUAUUUGAAAAAG
Molecule: messenger RNA, 3984 nt
Organism: Dendronephthya gigantea
Lineage: Eukaryota; Metazoa; Cnidaria; Anthozoa; Malacalcyonacea; Nephtheidae
Product: L-fucose kinase-like
Exons: 29
Coding region: 98-3448 (1116 amino acids)
Biological process (GO): GDP-L-fucose salvage
Molecular function (GO): ATP binding; fucokinase activity
Source: RefSeq, a predicted model, not a curated record